Molecule: messenger RNA, 3143 nt
Organism: Pseudoliparis swirei
Lineage: Eukaryota; Metazoa; Chordata; Actinopteri; Perciformes; Liparidae
Gene: pitpnb
Product: phosphatidylinositol transfer protein, beta
Exons: 12
Coding region: 33-842 (269 amino acids)
Biological process (GO): phospholipid transport
Cellular component (GO): cytoplasm
Molecular function (GO): phosphatidylinositol binding; phosphatidylinositol transfer activity; phosphatidylcholine intramembrane carrier activity
Source: RefSeq, a predicted model, not a curated record
CCCAGCGCGCAGGCGCAGCCCGGGUGACGAAGAUGGUGUUCAUCAAGGAAUACCGUGUGGUGUUGCCGGUCUCUGUGGAGGAGUAUCAAGUAGGGCAGCUGUUCUCGGUGGCCGAGGCCAGUAAGAACGAGACGGGCGGCGGCGAGGGCAUCGAGGUGCUGAAGAAUGAGCCGUACGAGAAGGACGGGGAGAAGGGCCAGUACACGCACAAGAUCUACCAUCUCAAGAGUAAAGUCCCCGGUUACGUGAAGAUGAUCGCACCAGAGGGAGCGCUGGUGUUCCACGAGAAGGCCUGGAACGCCUACCCGUACUGCCGCACCAUCGUGACGAACGAGUACAUGAAGGACGACUUCAUGAUAAAGAUCGAGACGUGGCACAAACCCGAUAUGGGGACGAUAGAAAAUGUCCAUGACCUGGACGAGCAGACGUGGAGGACCGUGGAGGUGUCGCCCAUCGACAUCGCCAGCAGAGAGGAAGUCACCCACGGCGACUACAAGCCAGAAGAAGACCCCGCUCUCUUCCAAUCCGCCAAGACGGGCCGAGGACCCCUCGGACCCGACUGGAAGAACGAGCUGAAGACCGACUGCCCCUCCAUGUGCGCCUACAAACUGGUCACGGUGAAGUUCAGAUGGUGGGGCCUGCAGACCAAAGUAGAGAACUUCAUCCACACGCAAGAGAGGCGUAUCUUCACCAACUUCCACCGCCAGCUGUUCUGCUGGAUCGACAGGUGGGUGGGCCUGACCAUGGAGGACAUCAGGCGGAUGGAGGCGGAGACCCAGAAGGAGCUGGAGGAGAUGCGACAGAAGGGAGACGUGCGAGGCACCUCUGCAACAGACGCGUAGAGGCCGGUGGCUGUAGGUCAAAAACACUAGAGGCAGGCUGACUGCGUAAUACAGGUCCGAUUCGAGGCACCAGUGCUGCUCAUGAGCAAUGAGGCAAAUCAACCAAACCCGUCACGAUGACGUCAUCAGAGACAACGUCCACCACGAUGAGGAGGAGGCCUGGCGCUGCGUCUUCUCCUCCCCGUCUCCCAUGAUGCAUCGGGGGGUUUGAUGAUGAAGAUUGGUUAACAGUACUGUACAGAUUCUACCCCGAUCACAAGCCUCCUGUUCACAACAGAAAACAUGGUGUCGCAUACAUAUAUAUACAUAUAAAUAUAUAUAUAUGUGUGUGUGUGUAAAUAUAUAUAGAAAACAAACAACACAAAAAGAAGAAAACAACUCUUUGCACAGAAAUGGCCUGAUAUGUAAAUGUUAGUUUAUUAUUACAAUGGGCUGUGUUUGUAUUCAGGUGUGUGACCCGUGACUCAGAAGGUCAACAACGCCUUUUGGAAUCCAUUAGAAUGUUUUUCGGUUCAACAUUUGGUCUCGGAUGACUUCAGCAGGUUUUGGACCGUUUAUUCCCACCUCCCCUCGUAUUCUACCCGUCUGUCCUCGUCCCUCAGUGUCGUCUGUACUCUAGUCCUGGUGAAGAUGUGUCUGGAUGUUCCUCCUCCUCCGGCUCCUCUGUGUGGACCUUAGUCUGGAAUAUGGAUGCUUUUUUUAUUUUUCAUUGUUUGUUUCUUUUCAUUUUGAGGCUAUGGUUCAAAGCAAAGUUAAUAAUGCUCAUGCAUGAUGGAUAAUUCUCUGCUAAUGUCCCCCCCGACCCACCCCCAUCCUCCUCUUCCUCCUCCUCCUCACAAGUGUAUGUGGACAACAGCAACUCCUCGCUAAACUGUCAUUGCAUGUGUGCAGCAGCUGUCACUCAAGAGAGAGAGUCUGUACCAUAUGCCUGUGUGUGUGUGUGUGUGUGUGUGUGUGUGUGUGUGUGCGCUUGUUAGUGUUACCAGCCGCCUUCAAUCUUAAUGAAUCAUGGUCGGGUGGAGUCUCCACAAAAGCUUCUUUUAUUUAAUUUUUAUAUAUAUAUAUUUAUUUAUAUGUAUAUUAAAAUAAAAGAAGCUUUUUUUUCAAAUAUAUAUAUUUUUAUAUAUAUAUAUAUAUCCCCUCCUGGUGUUGGUUGCAGCUGUGGAUCGACGAGCGCUCUGUGUGUUUCUUAAAUUUGAUUUAAUUCAUCUGAACGGUUUCUGGUUAAACAUUGAAUAACUUAGUUCCAUCUUUUUAUUUAAUAAUGUUGUUUCUGCUGGUUUGACGCGUCCCGUUGGCCCCUGAUCCUCUGGAGGUGCUCCAUGUGUUCUCUGAUCAUGUGAUCCAGACUGAGUGGGUUUUAUGUCUCAUGGUAACCAGUGUGUGUGUGUGUGACCGACCGGUUUAAAAGAGAGUAAUAAGUGUACUUUAUAAUAGGCCCAUUGUAGAAAUGGACACGUACAUACAAACACUGACUUGAAUGGACGACUCGCUGCGACUACGUGAGUCGGGUCCGUCGUUCAAUACCGCUGACGAGGCGGCGCUCGUGAACGUGCACGGCCCGGAGACGGGCGUGCACGAGCGUGCACGAGCCGCUAGGUCAGUACGCGAGAGGUUUCCUAAAAAUAAGAUGAAUAAUGAAACGACUCCACAUUUGGAUCUGCAUGCUCAACAGCUUUUUAUUUAAUUAUUAUUAUUUUCAUUUAUUUUUGUUUGUUUGAUCAGGCUAUAUAUAUAUAUAUAAUAUAAGUGUGUAUAUAUAUAUAAAUGUAUAUUUAUAUAUAAUAUAAAUGUAUAUAUUAUUUAUAUAUGUAAUAUAUAUUUAUAUAUCUUUAUUUAUAUAUAAAUAAAUACAUAUUUAAAUAAAUAAAUAAAUGCAUUUUAAAAAAGGAGGGGAGGGGGGGGGCUUUUCCUCAGAAUCAAACCCCUCAGAUCCCAGACUGGGAGUGAAGAGCCUGACCGGUUUGAGGAUGUCGGGGUCCCGUAGGGGGUCGUGUGGGGGCGUGGCCAGGGUCUGACUCUGGGGGGGGUGGGGCUAAAGAGCUGAGGAGCCCAACACACGGCUCUCUUUACUGUCUUUGUCGUGAUCAUGAACACGCACUUGCAAAAUCUACUGUUUUUGUGUUUGACAGAUUCACGCCGUACUCUUGUUUUCUCUUUUCUGACAACAUUCAGGGGACUUGGAGUGAAUGUAAUACGAUUAGUUCAUGUUUGUUUUGUUUCCACGGCGCUCAGGCUGUGACAUGAAGGUCUCGACGGUGGAACAUAACUAUAUCUAAUAAAUUUGAUCAAAUAAGAGAA